Messenger RNA from Nematostella vectensis (starlet sea anemone), 2313 nucleotides. RefSeq names its product inactive rhomboid protein 1. The transcript has 9 exons. Gene Ontology annotation, molecular function: serine-type endopeptidase activity. Gene Ontology annotation, cellular component: endoplasmic reticulum membrane. NCBI's taxonomy places the organism in Eukaryota, Metazoa, Cnidaria, Anthozoa, Actiniaria, Edwardsiidae. The coding region runs from base 100 to 1557 and encodes 485 amino acids. The record is from RefSeq and is a predicted model, not a curated record. Gene Ontology annotation, biological process: regulation of epidermal growth factor receptor signaling pathway; regulation of protein secretion.
AGACGUUGCGUGACGGUUCAUGUGACACAAAAGCUAGUUCCUGCACAGAACGUAUUUCAAUAACGAUUGCUACAUCCUUUUAUUGCUACCAAGUAAAUCAUGGAGCGGAAACCUUUACUAGAAGAGGACAGGCAUAGCAACACUAGCCGAGGAUCCAACCGCCCAGGAUUCUCCCACAAGCAAAGCUAUGACCAGCUACCAUGCCCGACCAGUUACUAUGGUGACAAUUACCAGUCAAUAAUUGCAAACCAACGCAGAUCUAGCUCUGACGGCUCUCAAAGCUGCUCCACCUCAGAAGAGACCAUAGAAAUUCCUUCGGACAUCGCACACCCAAAGAAACACAAGCCUUACUUUAUUUAUUCCGUUACUAUAGUAAACAUUGCUCUUUUGAUAUGGACCAUUGUCCUUGGAGGAAUUGAAAGCAUUGGGGCCAGUAAAGAAAUUCACAAGGGAACUUUUCCAAAGUUCGGGUACACAUUCAAUUCUUCAAAGUUUGCAGAGAACGAAACACGUUCAUUUUACUCCGGCAUAAAUUUCUUUAUUGGACCAAAUGCCAGCUAUUUUGUUAAGUUUGGCGCUAUGUACUCACCGUGCAUACGACCGGACACCGCAAUGAGAAAGAGAGAUGCAAAACAAGCAGAAGAAGAGGAGAGUUAUACGUGCUGCUCGUUGAAUGGAGAGUGUGGGAUGAUGAAGAGCUGCAUUGGCAGAUCAAUUGGACGGAGUACUAAUUGUUCAGGGUCGCGGCCCCAGUGCCCGCGUGGGAUAACUGUGCGCCCGUGUUGUAUGGGUAUGCAUGGGAAGUGUGUUAUCUUGCCGAGACGACAAUGCGACUUCUUGCGUGGUUACUGGAAUGAGGAUAAGCUGCUGUGUAGUGAGGUCAAAUGUAUUAACAGCGUAUGCGGUGGUGACGACACCUCGGGGCCGGGGCAGGGGUACCGCUUGAUGUCAGCAGUUUUCUUACAUCUAGGUAUUAUACACUUGCUUCUUAACCUUAUCUUUCAAGUCAUCAUUGGCCGAAUGAUCGAGAUCGAAAUCGGGACUAUCCGAACGGCGUGUAUCUAUCUGGUGAGUGGACUUGGCGGGAGUCUGGUCAGUGGGGUAUUCACUCCCUUGACGCCACAGGUUGGUUCGUCCGGAGCCCUGUUUGGUUUAAUCGCCUUGAUGCUCGCCCAUUAUUGCUACUAUUAUCCAAGUCUCCGAAGGCCUUACUGGAACCUUCCUAUUCUGCUUUCAAUUAUUAUUCUCUGUUUUGCAUUAGGUACCCUUCCCUACGUAGGUAACUUCGUCCAUAUUGGCGGCUUUGUCUUCGGGCUGCUGACCACAGUAGUGCUGACUCGGCGCGGGACUGUAGGCUGGGCUCGGCGCACGUCGUGUCGGUAUUGGAGCAUCAAGCUAAUAUCCCUAGCUCUACUAAUCACGCUUACCAUCGUGUGCUUUUUGCUGCUUUAUACCGUUGAAAAUACAGAAUUCUGUAAGAACUGCCACCUGAUAGACUGCAUUCCUUGGACUUCUAACUUUUGCCCGAAUAUCACCAACGAUGGAGUCCUUGGUUAGAUUUUAUUAAUGAAGGCAUACAAAUAGCCACCGAGUGCAAGUUAGUAGACAGGAGACGGGAUGCGUCACCAUGUUGACUGUAUUCCUCCUCAGACUUCAAGCUUUACAUAUAGAUGUACGAAAGCUGCGCUUCGCAUGUAGUAUCAACGGACUUUUUCCUCGGCUAUGACGCUAUGCGGUUACAAUAGGGACCUUAUGCAACGACGACGGCAACUCGGACGCCGACGGCAGGAACAAUGGGAUUUGAUUCAGAAUUCAAUAGCAGCACGUGGAAAUGCGUUCUGUUUGAUUCAUUUCAGCCGUUUUCCGUAAAACCACGACGUGAAAACUACAAGUUUAAAGGUGAAUUGAGGUCGCGGACGUUUUCACUGUAAACUCCACUAAUCUACGUUCGCUGCUUAAGAAAUAAUAUCCUUAGUUUAUUUUUAUCUAUCUCUGACUAUAAUGUUUUGCUUAUUCCAUUGCAAUUAAAGUAUUAUUGAUCGCCACGUGCGAAAACAUAUUUUCGAUCGCGUUGUCCUAGCCGUCGUCGUCGUCCUUGCGUGAGAAAGCACUGUUUGGCUAAAGAUCCCAUUGUUAUUGUUUCCAUUCAAUGUGGAAGACAAUUUAUGUGAAAAAAAUCUCAAAAUAAUCAUGAUUUGAUUACUAAAAUUAUUUAAGACUAUCGAUUUAUUAUGGCUGUUUUCUCAAACUUGGUGUUUGCUAACUUUGACAGAGACCCCUCUUAAGCAUAAAUAAAUGAAGUGGCGAACCACC